AUGAUUCCUCUUGGAGUAUCUCAACACCCGUCGUCAAAUACUUGGUUUAUUGUUUCUAACAGCAGCACUUAUGUUAUUGGUGCCACAUCAGAAGGUGUAGUUCUCAAUCUACACUGGGGAGGAAGACUUCAUUUUUAUAAUGAUGUUUCUUCCGCCAAUCUUCCAAUCCCACGCAGUUCCCAGGAUCCCGCAUUAACGGCCAUAGCUGAAGAAAUGCCAGCAUAUGGCGGCCUUCGUUAUGGAGCAAUAGGAUUAAAGGCCGAGAUAACAUCAACCCAGACACGCGAGCUGGAGCUCUUGUGGACAAAAGCUGAAUUUCAGUCCAAUCAACUAAAAAUCACCCUCUGUGAUAAAGCAUACCCCUUGUUUUCUGUGGAGCUUGUCUACACGGUAGAUAUUGAUAAUGAUGUUAUAUCGCGUCACACUAUUAUAAAAAAUCGGACCGAGAUAAAAAUACAUCUUUCCAAAGCAUAUUCUGCCGUUUGGCACCUUCCAACUAUACUUGGUAAACGGAAGCUAACAACACUCACUGGCGCAUGGGCAGCAGAAACACAAGUAAACACAGAAAAUCUUGUGAAUGGAACAUUAGUACUUGAAUCCAGGCGUGGAAUCCCAUCGUGUCAAACAUACCCUUAUGUGGCCUUACAGGAUCAAGAAGAGGUGUAUUUCGGGACACUCGGGUGGAGUGGUAGUUGGGCUAUAGAGGUUCAUACCGGAUGGGACGGUAAGGUAACCAUAGCUGGAGGUGUUCACGAGCAUGAUUUUGGCUGGUCAUUGUUUCCAAAUAUGACCUACGAGACACCUGUGUUUGUUGCUGGUUACAGUGUAACAGGACUAUCAGGCGCACGAUCCUCCCUUACAAAUCAUGUUCGGAAUCUCCAACGCAACUCUAUGACUGUCAAUCCUAUAAUUUUCAAUAGUUGGGAGACAACUCAGUUUGAGGCUUCUUACGAGAAUCAGUUACAUCAGGCUACUAAAGCAGCUGCAGUUGGGGUGGAGCUCUUCGUUCUGGAUGAUGGCUGGUUUCGUGGGCGUACGAGUGAUCGAUCUGGGCUAGGUGACUGGUUUGCCGAUCCUGUCAAGUUUCCACAAGGGCUGAAACCGUUAGCAGACCAAGUUCACCGCCUAGGAAUGAAAUUCGGGCUGUGGUUUGAGCCUGAGAUGGUUAACAGAGAUUCAGAUCUGUUCAGAGCUCACCCCGACUGGGUAUAUCAUUAUACUGAUAGGACGUCUAGUGAGUCUCGUAACCAGUUGGUGUUGAACAUAACACGACCAGAAGUAGAGGACUAUGUAUACAAGCGAAUUUCAGAAACAAUACGUCAAGUCGGGGUGGACUAUAUAAAAUGGGAUAUGAACCGGCCUUUGAGCGAAGUGACAAUGUCAACCUAUCGAGACGCCCGUGAAGUUUGGGUGAGACACGUUCAAACUUGGUAUAGUCUCCUGGAACGGCUUCGUAGGGACUUCCCGUUGGUGUUGGUGGAAACCUGUUCAAGUGGAGGUGGUCGUGCUGAUAUUGGAGCCCUAGAACUGACAGACAUGUGCUGGCCUAGCGACAACACCCGUCCCGACGCUAGACUUGUAGUCCAGCACGGUAUCUCCCACGCCCUACCUCCUCGUGUUCUCGGAUGCUGGGUUACAGAAGGGCUGACGCCACUUUCUUACCGCUUCCACACCGCAUUCAUGGGAAAUCUUGGCAUUGGGUGUGAUCUUAAUCGAACCGGUGUACGCUUGGAAGACUUCAAGGAUUGGAUUGACAUUUACAAGACUUUGCGUCAUAUCAUCCAGCUAGGAAACCUUGAUUGGCUGAUAGGACCAGGCCAGAUAAAUGUUACAGCCACGUCUUUGGAUGAUGAGAUGGUAGUGCUGGCUUUGAGGGAACAUAGUCCCUAUGGUCUUCUUUUACCUCCUGUCCGUAUUCAAGGAUUGGUGGCCUCUUAUCUUUACAGAGUCCAUGUAUGGUCGAAUGAUCCAAAAAAGAAGACAUCAUAUACUAUAUCUGGCGCGUGUGCUAUGCAGAUAGGUCUUCCUCUUGACUGGCUGGCACAAGCAGACUACGGCAGCGGUGUUAUGCACUUGAAACGAAUAUUACUUUAG
This is a messenger RNA of Phycomyces blakesleeanus NRRL 1555(-), 2094 nucleotides long. RefSeq names its product glycoside hydrolase family 36 protein. NCBI's taxonomy places the organism in Eukaryota, Fungi, Mucoromycota, Mucoromycetes, Mucorales, Phycomycetaceae. Gene Ontology annotation, biological process: carbohydrate catabolic process. The transcript has 2 exons. The record is from RefSeq and is a predicted model, not a curated record. The coding region runs from base 1 to 2094 and encodes 697 amino acids. Gene Ontology annotation, molecular function: alpha-galactosidase activity.